UGGGCGGGGCCUAGCUCUGGAGUGGUCCUGUGCUCCUGAACUCCUGGCAUUGUCCCGCCGCCGUCCGGGCCCUGGGGCUCGGCAUGGCGGCGCAGCCCUGGGCCCGGCCGGUCCCGGAGCCCCGGCGGGAGCGCGCCCGGGUCUGGACGGCCGCCGAGGGCGAGGACGUGGUGGCCCCGAGGAGCCUCCCCGAGGGGUCCGGGCCAGUCCGGCUCUGCCAGCCAUCAAUAACCUUCGAGGAUAUCGUUGUGGACUUUACCUGGGAGGAGUGGGAAUAUCUGGAUAUGGCUCAGAGGAACCUGUACAAGGAUGUGACACUGGAGAAUUAUAAGAACCUUAUCUCCUUGGGGUUUCCAAUUUGUAAGCCAGUGCUGAUCUCCCAGCUAGAAAGAGGAGAUGGAUCAUGGAUGCUGAGGAAAGACAUUCCAAGAAUCACCUCUCCAGGUCCUCUUUGUCAGGUGAGUACAUGUGACGACUCCACUCUGAAGCUGGGUAAUUGUAUAGGAGAAUCAUCUAAGAAAAAACUCACAGUGAAGAAUAAUGAAUGCAGCAAAGCCUUAAAGCAGAUCAAUCAAUCCACCAAUCAGAUGGGACACCUUAUUAUGCAUCAGAAAAUCCAUACUGCAGAGAAAACCUUUAAAUGUAAUGAAUGUGGAAAAGCCUUUAACUGCAACUCAGGUCUUCUUAUGCACCAGAGAAUUCACACUGGAGAAAAACCCUAUACAUGUAAUGAAUGUGGGAAAACCUUUAGACACAGGAGGACACUUACUGAUCAUCACAGAAUUCAUACUGGAGAAAAACCCUACAAAUGUAAUGAGUGUGGGAAAGCCUUCAGCUUCAACUCAGGCCUUACUGUACAUCGAAGAAUUCAUAGUGGAGAGAAAUCCUACAAAUGUGAUGAAUGUGGGAAAGCCUUCAGAGAGAGAGGAAGCCUUAUUAGACAUCAGAAAAUUCAUACUGGAGAGAAAGCCUAUAAAUGUAAUGAAUGUGGGAAAGCCUUUAGACAGAAGGGACACCUUACUAUACAUCAGGAAAUUCAUAAUGGAGAGAAAUCUUAUAAAUGUAAUGAAUGUGGAAAAGCCUUUGGUAGGAGGGAUAGCCUUAACAUACAUCAGAAAAAUCAUAGUGGAGAGAAAGCCUAUAAAUGCAGUGAGUGUGGGAAAUCAUUCAGCUGGAGGGGAAGCCGCUAUAUGCAUCAGAAAAUUCAUACUGGAGAGAAAUCCUAUAAAUGUAAUGAAUGUGGGAAGGCCUUCAGCCAGAAGGGAAAUCUUAAUAUACAUCAGAAAAUUCAUACGGGAGAGAAAUCCUAUAAAUGGAAUGAGUGGGGGAAAACUUUCAAGCAGAAGGAACACUUUUAGUGUACAUCAGAAAAGUCAUACUGAAGAAAACCCUAUAAAUGACAUGAAUGUGGGAAAGCCUUGAGAAAGAGGGUAUACAGCUGUAUGUGAGGGAAUUAAGACUGGAGAGAAAUUCUCAUAACGAAACAAACAUCAGCCACAAGAUAUCCUUCAUUUAUCUGUAGAGGAAUACUUUGGAUGAAAUGAACAUAGGAAUAUUUUCAUCCAGACAGAAAUAAAUUGCUAAAUUUCUUAGAGUUAAAACACUGAGACUUAGAAGUGACCUUAGACCCAUCUGUUCUAGUCUCUUGAGCUUACAAAUGAUGGUGCUGUUGAGCAGAGAAGUACAAGGCAGCCCUCAAGUCCUUCCUGAAGAACAUCUGCCCUAAUGAAGCACACGAUCACACUGCUGCUUAGCCUGCCUUCCCAGGCUGUGGCCUGAUUGAGCCCCCGGAUCUCUUACUGACAGACUGCUAUCAAUCGUGCCUCCCUCAUUUUAGCACUAGGGAAUGAAUUUUCUUAAUCCCAGCUCAGCUACCUGAUGAAUUCGGUAGCCCAGCUGGCUUUGUAUCCUGCGUGGCUUUGAGAAAGAUACAGCCUGUACCAGGAGUGGGGAACCCACAGCCUUGAGGCCAGGUGUGGCCUUCUAGGUACUUGGGUGCGGCCUUUUGAUGGAGCCUAAGUUUUGCAGAACAAAUCCUUCUAUUAAGGGGAUUUGUUCUGUGAAGUUUGGAUUCAGUAUAGCCACUAUACCUUUAUCCCAGUCACUGAUUAAAAACAAUACGAGCUCAUUAUGGCCAGGGACUUUCUUUUGAUUUUGGCCUUUGUGUCCUUAGGACCAUAGAGUUAGAUUCAGGUGGGAUUUCACAGGACAUCCAGUCCAAUAUCCUUACUUUACUAACGAGGUGCUGAGGCCCCCCAGAAGAAUAAGUGACUUACAGUCAUAAAGGUAGCAGGGCCACAAUUUGAGUGAAGGGCUUCUGACGUCAACAUGGGUGAUCCAGAGGCACUUGUUCAGCAACUGAAUGUUAAAUAAUACAGUUGCUGAUCCCUGGGAUAUUCCACCGAAGACCUCCUGCCCACUUGACAGAGACCAGUUGAGUACUCAACAAUAAUACCACCACCACCAACUAGAAUUCAUACAGCAUUUUAAGGUUUGCCAAGCACUUUACAAACACCUCAUGUGAGC
Molecule: messenger RNA, 2526 nt
Organism: Phascolarctos cinereus (koala)
Lineage: Eukaryota; Metazoa; Chordata; Mammalia; Diprotodontia; Phascolarctidae
Source: RefSeq, a predicted model, not a curated record